Corticium candelabrum is the source of this 1074-nucleotide messenger RNA. Its product is annotated as ras suppressor protein 1-like. The record is from RefSeq and is a predicted model, not a curated record. The transcript is spliced from 10 exons. Gene Ontology annotation, molecular function: protein binding. NCBI's taxonomy places the organism in Eukaryota, Metazoa, Porifera, Homoscleromorpha, Homosclerophorida, Plakinidae. Bases 22 to 852 code for a protein of 276 amino acids.
UAUAUUUCUGUGUUGGGAAAGAUGGCGAAGGCUGUUCGAAAACUUGUUGAUGAUACUCGAAAGAGUGGUCAUCACGAAUUAGAUUUGGAUGCGAAAGGACUAUCUGAUCUUCUUGAGUUUCCCGAGCUUUUCAAAUGCACGAAAUUGACGCGGUUAACAUUAUCACACAACAAAAUUACAGCUAUUCCACCAAACAUCAUAGAUCUUACGAACGUGGAAAGUAUCAAUUUGUUUGAUAAUCAUGUUGAGUCUCUGCCUUCCGCUAUUAGUGGCCUUUUAAAACUAAAGCACUUAAAUCUGGGGAUGAACAAGUUGUCUGACUUACCAAGGGGUUUUGGCUCAUUUCCAAUGCUGGAAGUAUUGGAUCUCACUUAUAACAAUCUGACAGAGGCAUCUUUGCCUAGCAAUUUCUUCUUGCUGAGUCAACUUCGUGCAUUGUAUAUGGGAGACAAUGAGUUUACCAGACUGCCGAAGGAGAUAGGAAACCUCUCCAACUUGCAAAUUCUUGUGCUGAGAGACAAUGAAUUAGAAGAACUCCCUGCAGAGAUUGGCAAACUGACUAAACUCAAAGAACUCCAUCUUCAGUGUAAUCAACUCACUUUCUUCCCUACUGAGCUGGCUGGACUGGCUCUUUAUGAUACAUCCAAGUCUGUGUUGAAGGCAGAGGGAAAUCCUCUUUUACCAGAAUUGCAGCAGAAACUGAAGAUUGGUCCAAAGCACAUGCUUGAAUUUCUGCGAUCAUCUGGAUAUUCGCUGUUGGUGAAUCAUUUUAAGGCAGCCCCAGACAGACCAGUUGUCGAGAAGGACAAAACACUGAAGAAGAGCCGGAUGAAAAAGAACUCACCUGAUUGAUGUGUCACUGAAGUUACUAACUCUUAUGAAGACUAAUUGAGAUUUGAUGGCUGAUUGUUGCUAAACUGCUAACACUUUCGUUUUACUGUUUUGUAGAAUAGUAGUUCUAAUGUACCAGAGAGUUAAAUGAUACGGGUGACAGCUAAUUGAUUAACUCAGACUCAUCUGCUCCAGUUUAUGAUUUGGAGUAAUUGCUAUCAAAUUGAAGUUUUCCAAAUCUGA